GUUGCAAACAUAUCGGACUGCGGUUACCUCGGGCCACAUCUCACAGUCGGAAUCAUGGCGCCGAUGCUCCAGGAGCCGGCAGUGAACCCACACGCAACACUUAUCACGCUGUUCAUGAACGCCGUUGAUGAGAACAUGACUGGACAAGACCGUAUGGAAACCGCGAUGAGCAGCCAUUCAUCCAAAGUAUUGGUGGAAUACCUUCCGCCAAGUAAGCCACCGAUCGGCAAGUACGACCCUAACCUUAUCAAAUUCGUCUCCGCUCGGGAUCUCGUCAUUGGGUAUGAGCAGUACUUCGGCCGCUUCCAGGAAAAAUUCAAACUUCGGGAACUGGCAGAAUUCGUUGGGGCGGAAAUGAAAGACCGUCACACAAUUAUUGAGAAAUGGCCGUACAGGCUGAAACUCAAGCCUAAGCAGCCAGGGGCUCAGCAGGAGUUCGAGCUGACCCUCGCGAGCGGUCUGUCAACCAAGGAGCGUUAUAUGGAGUGGGGGAGAGCGUAG
Messenger RNA from Pyricularia pennisetigena, 501 nucleotides. RefSeq lists its product as uncharacterized. The record is from RefSeq and is a predicted model, not a curated record. Lineage: Eukaryota; Fungi; Ascomycota; Sordariomycetes; Magnaporthales; Pyriculariaceae. The annotation marks the transcript as partial. The transcript has 2 exons.